Molecule: messenger RNA, 957 nt
Organism: Patiria miniata (bat star)
Lineage: Eukaryota; Metazoa; Echinodermata; Asteroidea; Valvatida; Asterinidae
Product: melanocyte-stimulating hormone receptor-like
Exons: 1
Coding region: 1-957 (318 amino acids)
Biological process (GO): G protein-coupled receptor signaling pathway
Cellular component (GO): membrane
Molecular function (GO): G protein-coupled receptor activity
Source: RefSeq, a predicted model, not a curated record
AUGGCCUCAUCAGAUAUGACAGAUAUGAGUGUAAGCUGGCAAAAUUCUUCUGAGGAGUUAACUGUUUGUUAUGGAGCUGUAACCGGUGAGCCUGCCGCUAUAUUCAUGUAUGUAAUGUUGGCUCUGACAACCAUUCUGGUGGUGGUUCUCAACCCGCUGUGUCUUGUUGUUCUACGACGCACAAGCAGCAUUCAAGAUACCACCAAGACAUUUAUGGCAUCUCUCACCAUUUCUGAUCUCUGCACUGGGAUCUUCUGGGGGAUUCCCAAACUGAUCGAAUACGCAUCUGUGGUAACACCAGCACUGGAAGAUUUCAUUUGCGUGAUGGCUAGUCUUGUGGCCCCAUUAUUUUUCACAACAAGUAUUCUAUCCCUACUUCUAAUGACAAUUGACCGCUACAUCGCUAUCGUCCAUUCGCUGCACUACCCCAGGCUCAUGACCCUGUGGAGAUCAAAGGUCAUAGUUGCCCUGGUAUGGGUAGCAGCUCUUGUCGAACAGGUUGCUUUGUCUAUCACAGCUGAAGCUCAAAGUUCACUCCUCUGCAAUUUUGAUUGCGCAGUUUGCGACUAUAUGUAUCUCUGUAUAAUCGUAAUCUCUCUUGGGAUCAUCCUGGUGCUUUACGUGCACAUCCUGAAAAUCGCCCGGCAUCAGGCACGUCGCAUUGCCGCACAGAAUUACAUAGCUAACCCUCAAGGAGAGCAGAAUGCCCCGCAUCGAGUCAGCACUAGGUCUGCCACAACAGUGAUCAUUGUGACUGGAUCGGCGUUCCUGUGCUGGGCUCCGCAGAUUGUAAAUGUCACCCUCGACCUGGAAGUGGAACAAUAUCCAUGUGCCAUCUUUUACAUCACAGAAAUCUUAUUCUUGACCAACGGUUGGCUGAAUGUCGUCAUUUACUACUGGCGGAACAGGGAGCUACGGGAAGCAAUGCGCAGCUUGGUAACAUCACAUCGCCGUUAA